Messenger RNA from Centropristis striata (black sea bass), 2064 nucleotides. It is a transcript of the gene stard14, whose product is annotated as START domain containing 14. The transcript has 6 exons. Bases 224 to 1027 code for a protein of 267 amino acids. Gene Ontology annotation, molecular function: lipid binding. Lineage: Eukaryota; Metazoa; Chordata; Actinopteri; Perciformes; Serranidae. The record is from RefSeq and is a predicted model, not a curated record.
ACUCAGGAAUUCAACACUUCAGAAAUCCUGCUGGACUUGAUUGGUGAUCAGCUCGCUUAUAUUCACCUCCAGUGAGGCACAGAGCCGCAGAAACCUCUUCAGGACUAGACCGGGUCAAGCACGCGCACACUGGACCGGACUCAGCUCAUCACCGCGUGCCAGAUUUAUUCUAAGGAAAGUUUUCUUUUUUAAGAAAACAGUUGGAGUUUUAAAUUACUACAAUAUGUCUCUUUUACCUGACGAUGCGGCCUUUGCUGACUUCAGAAAGCAGUGUUUAUCAACGGACAGCUGGUACAACAAGUAUGAUAAGAAUGGGAUGCAGGUGUGGGUCGAAAAUCCUACUCUGGAAAAAGAACCAACAAAGAAAAAUAACGUGCCAAAAGUCCACAAGAUCAAGUGUAAGAUGACAAUCAAUGAUGUCUCAGCGGCCACUAUGUACGACGUCCUUCAUGACGGCCAGUACCGUAAGAAGUGGGAUCCCGCCAUGUUGGAAAGUUUUGACAUUGCUCGGCUCUCUGCUAAUGCUGAUGUGGGCUACUACUCAUGGCUUUGUCCCAAACCUAUAAAGAACAGGGACGUGGUGAGUCUGCGUUCAUGGCAGGUUCAAGACGACGAGUACACCAUCAUGAACUUCUCCGUCAAACAUCCGAAAUACCCUCCUCGCAAGGACCUGGUGAGGGCCAUCUCCAUCCUCACUGGCUAUUUUAUCAAACCCACAGGACCAAACAGCUGCACGUUCAUAUAUCUAUCACAAGCUGACCCCAAAGGUUCUCUUCCAAAAUGGGUGGUGAACAGAGCUUCUCAAGUUCUUGCUCCACGGGUGAUGAAAUGUGUACACAAGGCGGGACAGAACUACCCGGAGUGGAAACGAAAGAACGAUCCCGACGAGAAGCCCUGGCUGUUCCCGUUGCAGAGCAACCUGGCCAUGAUGGACCCGGCCGAGCUGUCCAUACAGAGGGGCGACUCACUAGAAAACGUGGAUGAGAGUUCCAAGGUGGCCUCAGAGGACAGUGAAGACAGCAGCUAAAUCCCAUUUAAACAGAGGAAGAGAGUGGAGGAUGGACUGUAUAUAUACUCACAAUUUCAGCAAGACUUGAGACCUCCAACUCUGUGAAGCCACCCUGAUGCUCAUGAAUAUUUAUCUGAAUCAGUGUGCCUUUUGGGAUGAGCAACAGCAUGAAGUGUUUACAGCUGUCUCCGCAGACGGAAACGAGCACAGAUCAAAUUGCCAUUCACUGACUAAGCUAAACAUCUCUCCAGUGUUUGCCACCAGGCUUUAAAAAAAAAUUUUUUUACAGACUCAGAGGUGUUGGGUUUGAAUGUGUAGUCGUAACAGCACUAUAUUUACAAUGGGUAGCUACGUAAAACCUACGUGAGCACAUUUUAAAUGAAGAAACGAAGCGUCGUCUUUACAAGUGACUGUGAAUGGAAAUUAGAGGAAUAACUGUUUGUACUGAAAAGUGAAGUGAAAUUAUUUUUUUUCUUUGUUGAAUGUCAGAUCAGAAUUAUAACUCACAUUUUAAAUGACUAGUUGCAGUUAAAGAAUAGGUUUCAUGUUAAUGAGUCAACUUAAAAACCUAAAAGGGCGAGGCGGUUUUUCCUGCUACUGAUUGUUUUUAAAUGUGAAAUUUUAUUUAGUCAUGUUGGUAUGUUGUUUGUAACUUCAAUGUAAAACACAGGAAGACAGUUUGAAGGUUUAUUGUAUUUAUUCAGACGUGUACAAAGGUUCAUACAGUAAUUCUUAUUCUAAGUUAAACAGACUAACCACGUAUUUGGCACUAAUUAAGGGCAUCACUUGUUGAUCUCUGAGAUCAAAACUCUAGUUAGAUUGUAUUAACAUUUAAAAUGUAUAUAGCAAGUUGUCAGUUGAACAUCUCUUUACCUGAAGGACUGUAGUGACCGUAAAGGAUAUCUUUUAUUUAUUUAUUUGACGUUUCUGUAAGCUUACAUGAAGUCCUGACGGAAUGAAGACUCUGGAAUGAAGCCCUGCAGGCUGAGCUGGUCUGUUUUGUUCUUAAGAUAUUUGAUGUCGAAUGUUACAGUCUUGACUUUUUUUUUUUUUUU